CUUGGCACCGUGCGACUGCUGUGCCUUCUGGAACAGAACAAGCUGACGGACGUCGACAGCACUUGAUUGACAAUCGCGGUCAACGCGUCUCGAUAUUGUUCUAGAGGUCUUCAUUUGCUUGGAGGUUUAUCAGGUCUCUUGGCUUAGGCCCUUGCAGAUACUCGCUGCACCGUCUCGCUCCAUACCAAGCACCAGCGAACGACAACCGAACGAUCCGAACGAUCCGAACGAUACGACCCGAUCGAUGAUGCGAUAGCCUAAACUCCUCCACUACGCCGACGCGAUGGAGGAUCCUUGGGGCGCUUCUCCAUGGACCACGCCCGCCCCCGACAACGACCGGGGGCCAGAGCCGCCGCCUCGCGCAUUCCUCACGUCCACGACCACCGACAGCUUACCUGGGUUGGAAUUCACCUCGCCCUGGGGUGGGGACGAUGAUUCCAACUGGACCUCGGGCUCGCUCAAUGCCUGGGGGAAUGUGACAGACAACCCGCGAUCGCGGUCGCGCGAGAACAGUUUACACAGCCUAGCGGGGUCGCGGCCACGGUCGAGGGAUAAUAGCGUUAGCGGUAGGGCAUGGCCGAUAACGUCUCCUGGGGUUGCAGCAAAAACACUGUCGAGAUCGAGUUCGAAUUCCGCGUUGAGGCUUCCAGGGACGCAUCUGGAUCCCUGGGCUUCAGAUACGAGUCUGGAAUUGCCUCCCAGUCCGCCCAAGGCUGCCGUCUCGCCUGGCUUUGGUGCAAAGUUCAGCCUGCAGGAUACGAUACCUGAAGCGUCCCCUGAUCCUGAUGAGUUUAAGGAACUGGAGGUGACAAGCCAGUGGGGAAGGGACAAGGAACAUGUAGAAAUCAAGGACACGACGGAGACAGAUCAGGUGCAAGAUUCAGAAACAUCACAUCAAAAUGCCGAAAAGACACGGUCGAGAGCAUCGACUACAUGCUCCGAGGAUAGCAGGCAGGAAACCAGGCCACAAGACUCGCCCAUCACAUCUAUAGACGAAGACUCUAGACCCAAGCCGAUGCCACACAGCCCAAUGCAGAGAAAAGUGUCGGCCAAAGUGUCAGACUUGGCCAAGAUGUUUGACAGCGCUGGGAAAUCGUCUCCGGCAACCUCAAUACCUCGGCCUAUACCGUCAACUCGUAAGAACUUUAAGGAACUUGUCGAGGUAGCUCGAGUCAGCUCGACGAUUACAACAACAACAGUUGCAACGUCGAUACCACGCCCGUUGCCUGCGACGAGGGCCAGCUUCCAAACGCUUGUUGAAGCUGCCAACAUUAGCACCCAACCCGAGCUCCCUGCGACCUCUGUUCCACGCCCACCGCCGCCCACUCGUACCAACUUUCAAGAGCUUAUAGACAAGUUCGGCUCGGUGCAGUACCAACAAGAGUUGACGGACAAGUAUGGUGAUGUGCAGUUUACGGCUGAUCUCAAAGCCGUCGACGAGCUCUUUGAGAAGCUGGGCCUCAAAGAUAGCACUUUUGGAGAUCCAGAAGACGCCGACGUCUCGGAUCGAAUCGUCAAUGACACAUUCUCGUCAAUAUCUGAACGACGGGUAUGGUAUCGUGUCUCUCGACAAGGGACCAAGAGGCUGCAUGAUGCUGGUGGUGAUGACUACUACCGAAGAGUAACCUGGCCGACUUCUGAAGUACGCAACGACACGUUCAAAAUCGUGCGGCGUUGGAUGGAAGAGGAUGCUUUUGCGGGUGGUCGACCUUCGCUCAGGGGCUACAGCGGGGGAGCGAACAAGGCAAAAGGGGCCGCCUUUGGCUGGGAUUCCUCGGUUCCGGAUGAGCCCGUGAACCUUGACGAGGUCUUUAAGAAGAAACGACAGAGUGCACCGCCAGCCAGUAAAGUUGAACCUGCUCCUGCUCCUGCUCUGGCAAGUUUUGGAUGGAGCUCGAAGCCUAGUACACCCUCGAACGGGUUCUCUUGGAGCACUUCAAUGAUGGACGCGGCAAAACCUUUAUCGAAUGGAGCACCGCGGCCCGUAUCUAUGUUUGCCACAUCAAAACCAUUGGAUCCUCCGGCCCCAGCUAAAGAGGACGAUGAUGACUGGGGAGAGAUGAUCACAUCUCCUGGAGCUAAUGGAAACGGGAUGGAUCCUGCAUUCUCCAUGAGCUUUGACGCACGUGACAAGGCAAACGCGGACGUCAAACCGCCAGUCAAGAGUGCCCCCAAGACAGCAUCUGCCUCGGAUGUAUCUCAACCCAGUGAUUCUACCGCUAGCGACCAGUGGGAUCUGUCGUUCUUUGGCGCCUCGGGUCCAGCGCCUGCGAAUACAGCCGGCGGUCUUCAAGCUGUUCCCACUGACAUCAAAGAUUCAACACCUCGCUCGCACUCACCAUUACCCGCAGACUCGAAACCAAGGAAGAUGGUUGCCUUUGAAGGAAUGGAAGAUACUGAUGAUGCCUACGAAGAUGAAGUCCGCCGUGUGGUGCGGAACUUGCCAGACCUGUCGUACAUGCUUCGAUGAGCGUGGUCAGAUCCUUGUAACUGAGGUGUUUGUCUCACUUUCUUUAAUUCGAUUGUAUAUUUGUAAUGCACGACCUUGUCGUUCAUUCUUUGGCACGUUGGAUACUUUGAGGUUAUUUCCGGUGCAAUCGGCGCUUGGGUUGUUACUGCAGGAUGGUCGGUGUAAAUUAUUGGUUUACAAAAUGUAUGACUUCGCAACGAAUUCUUUCACGCAGGUGUAGCACCAUAGGCUGUGCCAUGUGUACGCGCUGUGGUAUUUGCCUCUACCCUGACCAAGACGUUUGACAAACCAUCGCUAGGUCGGCAACAUACUUUACAACCAGACAUGAAGCUCGA
This is a messenger RNA of Pyricularia oryzae 70-15, 2805 nucleotides long. RefSeq lists its product as uncharacterized. The record is from RefSeq and is a predicted model, not a curated record. NCBI's taxonomy places the organism in Eukaryota, Fungi, Ascomycota, Sordariomycetes, Magnaporthales, Pyriculariaceae. The transcript has a single exon. The coding region runs from base 284 to 2470 and encodes 728 amino acids.